This is a messenger RNA of Cylicocyclus nassatus, 312 nucleotides long. NCBI's taxonomy places the organism in Eukaryota, Metazoa, Nematoda, Chromadorea, Rhabditida, Strongylidae. The record is from the annotation of a GenBank genome assembly.
AUGUCUGGUCGCGGAAAAGGAGGCAAAGGACUUGGCAAGGGAGGUGCGAAGCGACAUCGCAAAGUUCUUCGUGACAACAUCCAAGGAAUCACCAAGCCAGCAAUUCGUCGACUCGCUCGUCGUGGUGGAGUGAAGCGUAUCUCUGGGCUGAUCUACGAGGAGACCCGUGGUGUGCUGAAAGUAUUCUUGGAGAAUGUGAUUCGAGACGCUGUCACGUAUUGCGAGCACGCGAAGAGAAAGACCGUCACCGCAAUGGAUGUCGUCUACGCCCUCAAGCGCCAAGGACGUACCCUCUAUGGAUUCGGAGGAUAA